AUCAGGAAUAUUAUAUUUUACGCAAGGCCAUUUUACUUACCUUCGCCUCCACCCGCCCGGUUGUUCAAACAUUGAAAUCUUGUAUGGAGAGUUGUGGUUGGCGGGUUUGAGGAAUUUGCUCCCAUGAAAACUUCUUACUGGUGAUCAAUGUAUUUGCAUAUGAGUAAAUUUUAGCCAUUAUUCCAUCCAUCGACGAACACUUGGAAAAAACUCACGUCCUUUAGCUAUCGCAGCUAUUUAAUUCCGGAAUAGCAUACAUAUUUAUGCAUUAAACACUCUGGUGAAUAUGGUGGACAAGGACCCGAAAAGCGCUUUACCAGACCUCACGGCCGAAUAUCGAAUUAUAACCGAGUCUAUCGAAAAAGAAGAGAAGCACAUCAAGCUAGUCGAAAAUUACGGCAUCAACCCAUUCAGAAAAAGGGAGGCCCUCGCUGGAAAGCCCAACUCUCCAUAUGACACGGUUGAUCCCAAUGCGCCAAUAGACAAGGAAUUCAUCAACACUGUCAACAAGUUCAAUCGCAUUCCUCGCGAGAAGUACGAGUGUCCUCAGACUACCUCUCACGAGUACGGUUGGCACUCGCGGCCUCUCCUGAUUCAGGACCGCUCUGACCGGCGCCUGCACCACCAGCACAAGUACCAGGACAUCACGCUGUUCAACGAGUUCCUCAUCCGAAGCUGCCCCACCAUGAUCAAGGGAGACAACUAACCGCUGAGCGGCCGGACCCGACGUCUGACAAUGUAGACUGAUGAAGGCAUGGCUCAUAGAGACCAUUAACACUAUAUCAGCGUCGUAUUAUUAACCUCCCGGAAACAUUAAACGCCGCGAUUUCGGCUAAAAUCGCGGUUGAAGGCUA
Messenger RNA from Amphibalanus amphitrite, 854 nucleotides. Its product is annotated as protein FAM183A-like. The record is from RefSeq and is a predicted model, not a curated record. Bases 287 to 706 code for a protein of 139 amino acids. Gene Ontology annotation, cellular component: ciliary base. Lineage: Eukaryota; Metazoa; Arthropoda; Thecostraca; Balanomorpha; Balanidae. The transcript is spliced from 4 exons.